Molecule: messenger RNA, 12053 nt
Organism: Chilo suppressalis (striped riceborer)
Lineage: Eukaryota; Metazoa; Arthropoda; Insecta; Lepidoptera; Crambidae
Source: the annotation of a GenBank genome assembly
AUUUACUAGUGUUUUUAUCAGUAAUUAAUUAUUAAAAAGAAAUAAAAUUAUUUAAAGAGAAAUAAAAUCCGCGCGCCUUAUUUGACUUCACGCCAAAAAGUCCAUUGACGUUGGUCAUUUCAUUACAUUACUUUUAAUAAUGUUCUACCUGUUGAAAAUUUAUGAAAACUAAGUAAAUACAACCUUAAUAUAUCUACGUAUAAUUUAUAAUUUUUGUAAGUACCCUCCAUCCUAAAUUCUCACUCGGCCUGUUUUAUCGGGCAAUGUAGGUACUCAGUUCUGUUUGUAUAUUACAACCAUGGUUGUUGUUUUACUACUGUAGAGAAGAGAGAACUUUAUUGUAGUGUUUACUACCUCACAGAAGCUUGUCGAAAAAGCUGGCUCGAUACAUUUUGUGCCAAACACUCCAAGAAACCUUAGAAUGCGGCUUAUCCACAUUCUAAUGUAAAAAAAGGAAGAUUGAUACAAAAAUAAGACGAUGGCUUUAUGGCUUUGCCUUUGCCUUUCGCAAUAGGGAAGAAUAGAACUAAAAAUCUCAUGACCUUUACAUGUCCUCUUUUGACACUGUCUUGUCGUUUUUGCCAGUUGCUGUCAUGUCAAAUUAGUCCUUACAGACGGAUGUCAUCUUCCAUGAUCCAUGAUCAAGUUUGAGGCAUCGACGGAUUCUUUUUCCACAUUCCAAGAUAAUUAGCAUUAGGUGAUCCUUAGGAAGGAUCACUAAUUAAAUCUGGGAUUUAUAGAAAAAAUAUUAGGCAAAAUGAGUAAGAUAAUCCCGUCGGCUGCUAAACUUUUUGCAGCAAAUACUGUUUCGAAAUCCGUCAGCCCAGCAGUGUCGACAAAUAAAAAAUAUAGUACAAAAUCAGAGGCUACCUUUCAAAUCAAGCCCUUCAAACUCCACAAAUUGGAGAGUGGGCCAGCAACAUCAGCAACACUCACAGCAGAAGAUGCCCUCAAAUUGUAUGAGAGACUUGCUAUUUUACGCAGGAUCGAAACUGCUUCGGGCAAUCUGUACAAGGAAAAAAUCAUCCGUGGCUUUUGCCACCUGUACUCAGGUCAGGAAGCUGUCGCAGUAGGAAUGAGAGCAGCAAUGCGUGAUGUAGACUCUGUGAUUACUGCAUACCGUUGCCAUGGAUGGACUUACCUUAUGGGUGUGAGCGUGCUCGGGGUACUGUCUGAGCUGACUGGCAGACGGACAGGCUGCUCGAGGGGCAAGGGUGGUUCUAUGCAUUUGUACAGUAAGAACUUUUAUGGAGGCAAUGGCAUUGUCGGUGCUCAGGUACCUUUAGGUGCGGGGGUAGCAUUUGCCCACAAGUACAGAGGAGACGGCGGUGUUUGCUUCGCGUUGUACGGUGACGGGGCUGCCAAUCAGGGCCAACUUUUCGAAGCGUACAAUAUGGCUGCUCUGUGGGAUUUGCCUUGCGUGUUUGUCUGUGAAAACAAUGGAUACGGAAUGGGUACAAGCGUGGAUCGUGCCUCAGCCAGUACAGACUACUAUUCUCGCGGUGACUAUGUCCCCGGUAUCUGGGUCGACGGUAUGGAUGUACUCGCUACUCGGGAAGCUACCAAAUUCGCCAUCGAUUACUGCACCAAAGGAAAAGGUCCUCUCGUAAUGGAGAUGGAAACGUACCGUUACUCGGGGCACUCGAUGUCUGACCCCGGCACUUCGUACCGCACCCGCGACGAGGUCCAGGAGGUGCGGCAGACCAGGGACCCCAUCACCUCCUUCAAGGACAAGAUCCUGACCAACAACCUCGCCACGCAGGAACAACUCAAGGAAAUCGACGCUAAAGUUCGUACGGAAGUAGACGAAGCCACCAAGCAGGCGAAGAGCGAGCCAGAAAUAGGCGUAGAGGAGCUCAGCGCAGACAUUUACUACAACUGCGUAGAGGAAAACAUUCGCGGCAUUUUACCCAACGCGCCGAUGAAGCACCUCGAGGUUGUCGCGCGCAAAUAACGCUCUUACCGCCUAGGAAAUUAGGUCUGUUUUCCAAUCCACUCACUAUGUUCAACGAACGAACGAACUAUUUAUUUUUUUAAUCUGUCAUUUUGUAAUCCUUAUACAGGCAGUCCUCGACUUACGUCGUUUCGAUUUACGUCGUUUCAAGUUGCGUCGAACAAUGUUUUGACAUUAUUCCUCAAGCAUACGUCAAUUGUUUCGAUUCCCGGCAUAGGAGAAUUCACUGAACCCUUGAGUUUUACAUGUAAACACAUGAAAAAAUAUGUCUUGAUUUACGUCGCGCAUUUCGAGAAUCUAACAUGCCGUAAGUACGAGGACUGCCUUUUCUUUGAUUUAUUCAUUCGUACAGAUGGAGCUGUACAAAUAAUCCGCACGAAUAAAACGGCUCGUGUUUCGCGCAAUUUUUGCGUGUGUAGCGACGAGCGUGUCUUAUCUACCAUAUGUAGUAGAUAUUUUUCUGCCGCAUCCUUGUAGUUAAAACGGUAUCUGGUAGUAUGUUAUCAUAGUCCUAAUAGUUCAAAUUAGUGCUAGAUGAAUUUAGGAGUCUAGUCUGUAAUACGGUAUGUGUUGCUUCGUAAUUUGUCACAUAAAAGCGACAUGCGUUAGGGCUUCGUCGCUUAGAACCGACUUUUUCUAGGCCUGUCGCUUUGUCCUUCAAAAGCUACAAGCACUAAGAAAGAAUGUCUAUAUUGUCGAUGGGCUUCGUAACUCAAAUGCAUUUUUUAAACGACAUUUAGUAAACAUUGGUGUCGAUUCUGGCAUAAUUCUCUAAACUUAAAACUGAAUUUAAGAUCAGUGUCUCUUUCUCAUUCUGUAUACAAUACAAUACAAAGUACUUUAUUGAAAACACCACAAUACAGAACACAAAUGAGGAAAUUACAAUUGUAAAAAAAGAGUGCUUCAAUGCGUGGUCUUAACGCUAAAAGCAAAAAGCUUAAAAAAAGCUUGCUGGAAGAAAUCUCCAGACAUCCUUCUUUUGUAUAGAGAAAGGCAAAGAUAAAAGCCACCGUAUACCACAAUUAAUCUAUAUGAAAAAUCUAUUUUAAUUUACAAGUGAACAAUUACAGCCGAUUACAAUUUUGAUUUUCACAAUAAUAUGGAACAACUUUGUAUAUUGAUAAGUAAGAAAUAUAUUUUAUGGCAAUUUAUUUUGUGUAUAUAGCGUUACGUUAGAAACAGACAUUUUUUGACAUUGGAAUUUUAAUUUUAUACUUUGUUAAGCUUUGUGUGAUACUGCCGACCUAUGGUGUCAAGCCUCAAAACAUAUACAUUUUAUAAAUUAUAUCUUCAUGUACGUGUAUCCGUUUGUUUAUUGUUAAAGGAAUACAGAUCAUUAUUUAUGAGACACAGUUUUUCUUGAUUUUCAUUAAUAAGACUACCUGUAGGAAUACUUUCUAACAUUGCGAUUGCGAGGACCUCGAUGGCGCAGGUGGUUAAAGCAUUCUGUCUGCGAUCAACUCUGCGAGCAACUUUCGCAAUGGUCGGUGAUUGGAUGGGUGACCGAAAACUUAUUAUGAUCCCGGCUGCAUCUGCAGUCGUUAGCACCCACCAAUCCGCACUAGGCCCGCGUGGUGGGCCACGGUCCAAUCUCCCUAUUCCAUCCAUAGGGAAGGCCUGUGCCCCAGCAGUGGGGACAUUGAUGGUCUGAUGAUGAACACUGCGAUUGGAUCGAUCGAAUUAAAGCCCUCACUGACUGCAGACUUUUCUAUAGGUCGCUGAUAACUUCACUUUCAUAUAUUAUCAUCCUCAAGGAUCUCCGUGGCAGUGGUUUGUACGCAGGAUUCAAGAUGUCGCCUACUCGAGAGGUCCCGGGUUCGAAUCCCGGUGGGGGCAGAUGUUUGUGUGAUAAAUACGAGCAUUUGUGCUCCAGUCAUUUUUCUUUAUUUAUUUAUGAAGGACGACCAACAAGAUACAAGCAUCGGCGAUAAUUAGAAGCUAUCUUAAUUAAAGGUUACCACCGCAUGCAUUACAAAACAAGGCAUUGAACAUUAUUUAGCAUAAUUUUAAGUGAAAUCAAUAAGAAAACAAAAAUUUAAAUAUACCGCACAAUACAAAUAAAUAUUAUUUAAUUUAAAAACAAGUAUAAUUAUUUCCUGACUUGAAAUUAUGGCAACCGAAAAUAAUCAAAAUGACGACAGCAAUAUUAUCAUAUCACGAAAUUACAAUUUUUUUUUAUAGGAAUACAAUUACAACAUAACAAAAGUGGACACAAGAAGCGAAGAUUCAGGAAGAUUUAAUAAGUUUAUUUACUUUAUGUUUAAAAUAGAACUACUACCAAGAAUGUCCAGGCUAUUGUCCAAUUUAACCAUAGCGUUAUAAGACCUACACAUUCGAUUUAGAGAGCUGUUUAAACUUAAGUUCGUUCCAAAGCACUUGAGUGAAAACAAAGAGUAAGCGGAGGGUCGCCUGAGCUUAAAAGGUGCACUAAAACUUAUCUUUGAAAUCAAAGAUGGACAGUCAACUUUGUUAUUUACAACAUUAUAUGAAAACAUGAGAUCCAAUAGUUUCCCUCUGUCACUCAACUUGCUCAUCCUGAAAUGUCCCAGCCGUUCCUCAUAACUAGGCAAUUUUUUAGCAAGAUGAUACUAGAAAGACAAAUGCCACAAGAAGCGUUUUUGGACUUCUUCUAUUCGCUUUGAGUACACAUCGUAAUGCGGGUUCCACACUGGCGAGCAAUAUUCCAGGUGACUACGCACAAUUGCGUUGUAUAUAUGGAUUUUUGUUUCAUGUUUUUUGAAGUCCCUGCAAUUACGUAUUAUGAAACCAAGAGACUUAAAACAGCGAGAUACUACUUGAUCAAUGUGGAGAUGAAAACGCAGCUUGCCAUCGAGAAUAACGCCCAAAUCUCGAACACUAUCAGUACGGGUUAAAUAUUUACCAUUCACUCUGAAGCAAGCCUGUUAAGAUCAUUCUGCAAUAGGAGGGUAUCAUCCCCAGACACCAUCGGCUUCAGGAUUUUCAAAUCGUCAGCAAAGAGAUAAAUCUGUGAAUGAAGGAAACAAGUGUGUAUGUCGUUCACAAUAUGUUAAAUAAUAUAGGCCCCAAAUGCGAUCUCUGUGGAACUCCUGAUGAAUUAUAAUAAGUGCCGGAUACGUAUCCAUUCAUUACAACAGUUGACCUUCUGUCUGUGAGAUAAGAUUGGAACGACUUCAAAACGUUUCCGGAGAUUCCCAGAGAUGACAACUUCUCCACAAGCAAUCGGUGAUUUACCUUGUCGAAAGCCUUUGAGAAGUCUGCAUAAACCACAUCUACAGGGAUACGCUCAUCAACACAAUGAAUAACAUCAUCCAAAAAUGACACUAGAUUAGUGAUAGUUGAUCUGUUUUUCAUAAAACCGUGUUGAUGCAUAGUAAUGCUAGACUUUACGUGCCAAGAUAUAACAGGCACAAUAAGAGAUUCGAACACUUUCGCAAAUAUAGGUAAUAUGGAUAUGGGUCUAUAAUAGGGGUGAUGACGGGGUACAGUAAACGAAAUUCUAUUUAGUCCGUCAGUUAGAUGAUCAAAAAAUAAUGGACACGUAUUUUUUCUUUGGGCAAUCAACCAAAAAAUUACAAAGUUAUAGCGCGUCAAAGUUUAGGAGUAGGGGCUCGUGAUGUCACUUUUGAGUGAAUUUUCGCUUAUAAGUGUACUCAAACGUGACGUCAUGCGACUUUUCAAAUCAUUAUAUCUCUGUAAUGUUUAUAUUAUGUGAAAAAAGAAAAAAUACGUGUCCAAUACUUUUUGAUAAUCUACCUGAUAAACGAAGAAAAAAAAAAUUAGUCAUGAUUCCUAUUUUUUAUAUCGUUCUUAGAACCCGACUUUUUUUUUUUUUAAUUUAUUUAGGACAACCAACAAAGCAUAACACAGCGUCAGUGUUAGUAGCUACAGUAGCAGUUUAAAGCUAGGAUUAGUGUCGCUUUAAUUAUAGGUUGCCACGGCAUGCGCAAUAGGAAGCAACUAAAAUUAACAAGUUCUAUGUGCUAGCAUUAUUCAGCAACUAUGAGCUAGUUUUGACCACAAGGCGGCACCCCAGACCAAACUCCGUUUUUUUUUUCUCUAUUACAUUGUCUAUAUCUAUUUAUAAGGUUCGUAGUCGGGCUGACUACCGCCCAAUAGCAUAAUCUAUAUAACUAUAAUUAGUUACUAAAGUACUUAAUCAAUAUUACUUACUACUAAGUACGGCAUACAAUUCUCUUUUAAAUUGAGACAAGGUUGUGGUAAAAAUAUCAAAGGUGUUGUUUUUAGAGAGGUUAUUAUAUAAGCUUACAAGUCUAUUGAGUGGUGCUGAUUUUCCCAGAUUUGUUUUGGUUUGAUUUGGAAUAAAUACUGAGAAGCGGGAUGCGCGUGGUAAUUUUCGAGGACAGCUAAAUCUAAUUUUCGAGAAUAACUGCGGACAAUCAAAUAUACCAUUGACAAGUUUAUAAAGAAAUACCUGAUCAAGAAUCUGUCUUCUUAGAUUGAGAACCAUUAUGUCAUAUCUUUUUAAACGAGCAUUAUAUGAGGUCAAUGUUUUAGCUUCAUUACAUUGGUAAGAUAAAUAAUAUAGAAAUCUUUUCUGUACUCGUUCUAAUCUAGAUUGAUGAACAUUAUAAAAGGGUGACCAGACAGUACUGCAGUAUUCGAUGGCAACCUCACAAGAGAAUUAAAGAGAGUUUUUUUUGUAAAUUUAUUUUUGAAAUUUUUACUAUUUCUUAUUAAAAAGCCCAAUAUUUUAAAAGCAUUUGUUAUAAUUUUAUUAUAAUGGGCGUUAAAAGUAAAUUUCUUAUCUAAAACUAUGCCUAAGUCGCGCACUAUAUCAACCUCUCCGAUCCUUUGCCCACAUAUAAAGUACUGGCUUUACAAGAGAUUUACAUUUUUCGUGAAGGUUAUGUGGUGGCAUUUCUCAAUAUUUAGUGACAUACGAUUGUUGCUACACCACUGACUCAAACGAUUGAGAUCAUCUUGAAGAAGGUGGGAGUCCUCUGGCUGUUGUAUCCCCUUCAUUAUUUUCAGGUCAUCAGCAUAAAGGUAAAACUUUGAAUAUUUAAAACAUAAUGAAAUGUCGUUUAUAAAGAGGUUAAAGAAGAUGGGAGCAAUAUGAGAGCCUUGAGCUACCCCAGAGGGGAUAUUAUAGGGUAGGGAGCAAUAGCCAUCCAUCUCCACUUUUCCCAUGCGUGAUUUUAGGUAUGAUCCACACCAAUUGAGAAGGUUGCCAGCAAAGCCGUAUUGUUCUAGCUUUUUAAGAAGUAUGCGGUGGUCAACCUUAUCAAAGGCUUUUGCAAAAUCAGCAUAGAUUACAUCAGCUUGAAUGCGAGAGUCAAUAAGUUCGAUUACAUCGGUGGCAAAAGAUACUAAGUUAGUGGUGGUAGAUCUGCCACUAGCAAAACCAUGUUGUUCAGGUAUCAAUAUUUGUUUCAUAUGAUGAGUGAACACAGGAUACAUAAGUGAUUCUAGUAGCUUUGCAAAUACCGGCAGAAUGGAUAUUGGCCUGUAAUUAAUUACGAAUGUCGAGUCUCCCGACUUGUGAAUAGGCACUAUAAUAGCCUCCUUCCAAAUUUUAGGAAAUACUCCAGAGGACAAAGAUUUACCAAAAAUAACAGAAAGAGGAAAGGAGAGUACUUUAGCACAGUUGCAUACAAAUAGUGAUGGUAUGCCAUCUGAUCCGGCUCCUUUAUCACCGUCAAGCCCUUUUAUAGCAUUCAAAACCUUAUCUUGGGAAAAACUUAUAGUAUUUAAAUAGUUGGAACUUUUUAUAGGGUUAUCCAGUAAAUCUAAGUUAAUAUAUAGACUAUGGUCUUCGUAUACAGAGAAGAAAUAAGAUGCCAUUGUUUCGCAUAUUUCAGGGCCGGUUGAAACUACUGUGUCUUUAAAAAACAUUCUAGAGGGAUAAAUACUACUAUUUCGUCUUUUUUGCUUCAUAUAAGACCAAAAAAAUUUUGCAUUGGAUGUGAUAGAAGAUUCAAUGUUAGUUAAAUAUUUAUUAUAGCAUAAAAUACUCAUAGCAGUGCAUCUCUUUUUUAAUGUAUUGUAUUUUACGUUAUCUAAAGGAUUUUUGUAUUUGUUGAAUCGUUUACGAUAUUUGUAUUUUUCGUGAAGUAGACGCUUUAAUUCUUUCGAAAACCAAACAGGAUAAUUAUUAGAUCUGUGCUGUUGUUUUGGUACAAAUUUUUCGAUAACAGUCCUAAUUAUCUUAUAAAACUUAUAGACUAUUUCGUCGACCGAUAAAUUUUCCGAGCCACCCAAACAAAACUCCUCAUUCCAGUCAACUAAACUAAGAUAUGAAACAAUUUUUUCAUAAUCAGCUUUAAUGAAGUUAAAUUUUUCAUGGUUAGCGUUCUUUGGCAAGCAAAUUUGAGAACCAGGUAACGAUACGUUUACCAAUUGCAUAGAAGAAUUGAUGAGAUUAUCAACUACAAGAUUUGUUAAAAUCAAGUCUUAGUAUUUUGUUAUUUUUAUUUCGUAUAUAGUUAUGUUGGUUCAAAUUAUUUAAUACAAUGAAGUCUAAAAACAUUUGUGAGAUGAAAUUAUUAGUUAUUGAUAUACCCUUUAGGUGACGAUUGUCGGAUCCAGACCACUGUAUGCUGGACAUGUUAAAGUCUCCCACUAAUAAAACAUUCUUAUAUUUUUCCAUAACCUUACUACAAUUUUCAAUGAAAUGUUCUGUAAUAUGGCUUUGUAAGGGUGGAGGUAAAUAUGCACAGCAUAAAAUGAUCUUUUCCGUUUUAUUGUUAUUUUUUUUUAAUUCUAUUUCGAUCCAAAUAUCCUCGCAUUUACUUUGCAAAUGUAGUAAUCUAACCGAAGGUAUUUUCUUCGAGAUUGCAAUUAAUAUUCCGCCACCUUCUUUCUUUGGGAAAAACCCACUUGAUUCUCGAUCACGUCUGUAUACGGUGUAGCGAUUUGUUAAUAAUUCGUGAUCGUAUACACUACUAUUCAACCACGUUUCGACUAAUAUAAGUAUGUCAUAAUCACAACAUGCAGAUUUUUUAUAUAAAGUGUCAGAUUUAGUUCGUAAGCCUCUUACGUUUUGAAAAUAAAUAUUUAAUUUAGUGGGAGUGAAUUUAAAUGUAUUUAAUGAUAUAAUAAUCAAGCUUUGGCACACAAUAAAUAGAUAAUAAUGAAGGAAAUUAAAAAGAUUACAAUUUUAACUUAUCUAAUGUCUCCAAGUUGCGUACGUAAAUUGUCUCUGAAUCUUCAUUUUUGCGAAGAAAAAUACGUCCAUUGCGGACCCAAGUAAAUUUAAACUUCAAUUCUUUUGCCUUUAGCCGUGCAGCAGCAUGAAUAUUCUUGUACUCUGGUGAUAGGUUUUCAGUAAUAAAUAUUGGUUCCUUUUUGUCAGAGCAUAUACCAAGAUGGCUCGUAUUUAGCUUGUCAUCCGUGUGAUUUUUAUUGAAUUGUAUCACUGAGGCAAGAAAAGUAUCUCUGAUUCUUGGUGUUAUAAACUUCACAAGUAUAGUGCGAGGACGUUUACUUGCCUGGUUUUUUUUUGCUAUUCGGGAACAAUAAGAUAUUUCAUGCUCGUUCACUUUUAUGCCUGUAACUGAACCAAUCUGCUGUAUGAUGUUCAUAAUAUUCUCUGAUUUAAACUCGGGAACACAUUGAACUUCUAGAUAGCUGAUCUAUUUGAUUGAGACGUGAGGACAUGUUGGACAAUUCAGAGCGCAGGAAUUCAUUUUCUUUUUUUAAAUUACUUACUUGUUUGUUGUUAUUGUUUACAUCACUAUUUAAUUUAUCAAACUGAUCAUUAAGGAAAUUGAGGGAAGUCUUAAAUUCCUGAAUUUGAUCUGAAAAUUCUCGUAUCCUAUUGUCCAAAGUGUUAUUUAUUUUGCCCAUAAAUUCCGUCAUCAUAUUCCUCAUUUCAUCUCGAAAUUCUAAUAUGUCAGAGCUGGUUGCAUGAUCAGAGAUUUGCGUACAUUGAGUAGUGGUUGGUUCCGGUUUGUUAUUCGCCUUACGCCGGGCCACGUUAAAAGUUAUCUCUGCUAGGCCGGUCGGAGUCGUAGGUCGCACUGGUAUGUCUUCAUUUGCGCCUUUACGUUGCUUGCUUAAGCAGUGAGGACAUAUCCACUUUUCUUUGUAUUCCUGAGUGAAUUGCUUAGAAUCCCUCGUUGAGAGGCCAAGACAUAGGUGGUGGUACUUUUGUUUACAGCGUAAACAUUCCAAAUAAUCAUUUUUCCCGAUACUUUCGGUACAAGCGUGGCAUUGAGACAUAGUAAUAAACAACUUGUUGAGUACGUUUGGCCUCUUACGGUAAUGUGCGAUAGCACUAUUUUUUUUUUUCGCUCCGGGUGUUAUUCAAUGUGCGAUCGUGACAGCAAUUAUUCCUUCAGACUUCUCGCAGCUGAUCGGUGAGGUAUGAGGACACCCCUCUCGCUGCUGUUGUCCGUUGCGAUCCCCACUAUCCUUGCGCACCUUUGCCGCCAAAUAUUGUUCACUUUUUACUUGUAAACACUGCACUCGAUUGUAGUUCUUACGUGCUAACGUGCUGACUUGUGAGGUAUUAUGCGGGAUUCUUUCCAAUCCGAUGGAAAUGUACCCAACUUUAAAGAGUGGAUGUAAAUAAUGGUGAGCGGAAUACUAAGCACCUCAGCACAAUUGAUGGCAAACCAUAUAUCGAUUUAUAAAUCGAUUUAAUCCAAGAAGAGCUUUUUUACGUCGGCUUCAGAUAUGAUUACAGAGCUAAGACUUUGGCUGCUCUGCGAAAUUGUGGGGUUAGAACUUGCUGAACUUGGAGGCUGACUGUAAUCAAACACAGAGGAAAAACUUAGCAAAUAAGUUACAGAUCUCGUUACCGGUUGAGACUGUGUGACCAUCUAGAUGCAUUUUAAGUGGAAAACUGCUAACAAGCUUAAGGACAAGCCCCCCGCUUGUCCUUAAGAUAAGACCGUAACAGUUUUGGAUUGUCUUUUAUUUUAGACUCCAAUUGAGUGAUAUAUUUACCAUAGCAAAUUUGAGCUGCUUUUUUGCACCUUAUCUUUAAUAUGUCAAAGGAAAUGACAUCGAGAGGGUUUUGAAACUUUUUAAUCUUGUUGCGAAGUUUGUUUUUUCGCGAAGAAGACAAAUAAGGUCACGAUCAAACCACGGUGGAUACAUAGCAGAAGACACUCUACGAUUAGGCACGUUAUCGCUUAUAAGCCUAUUGAGAAUUGAGUUAAAUUUAGCUACCAUAGAAUCGACACUAAAAGCCUCGAGCUCCGAAGACCAGUCCACCUUAGAAAGUUCUGUUCUAAUUAGAUCAUAAUUGGCUUUGAAAAAAUUCUUUCUAGAUGAUUAAUUAUUAUUUAGAUAUUUAAAAUUCGGAGCAUUUAGGUCAAUCUGUAACGCCGGAUGAUGCCUAUCUACAGAAACCAGGGGAUCAUGACAACACUACUACGGCUGCCCCGCUAGUAAGAACAAGAUCCAGUAUUUUACCAGAUCAGUUCAAGACGUCAUUAAAUUGAUUUAGAUUAUUCACAUUUACAAAGUCCAGCACAGAAUAAGAGACACUCACCGAACCAGUGACCGAAUGAGGGACAUCCACGUCAGAAGACCAAUUGAUGUUGCUUAAGUUAAGGUCAUCAAUAAUAAAAACGUUAGAACACAACUCAAGUACUCGAUUAGUAUUGUCCAAGAAACAAUCCAAUAUGUCACAUCGUACUGGGGGUGACAAAUAAACACAACAGAGAAACAUUUUUUUAAUGGACCCACGUUGCUCAGGUAACCUAACACCAACCCACACAUCUUCACACUCACUCUGGAAAUCCGUCACACGCCAGGACUCAAUUCUACGCGACACAGCCACCAAUACACCGCCGCCGUCUUUAUUUUUAUGGAAACCAGUGGAUUCACGAUCGCGUCUAUAAACAACAUAUCGAUCAUCAAAAAUUCAGCAUCCCUUUAGCCAGGUCUCACAAAGCAUCACAAUGUCAUAGUUAUUACACGAAAUGUUAUUAUAAAUAUUCAUAGUCAUAGUUUUUGUUCUAAGCCCUCUGACAUUUUGGUAGUACACAUUUACUAAAAUGUACACACCAAAGCAUAACAUUAUAAAAAAAUAAGAAAGGUUUUUAAUUGUCGUUUCAUCCUUAACAAAAAUAAAAUUGGAGGUAUCUGUCUUCCUCAUAAAUAUUUUUCCUUGUUUGAUCCAUACAUAUUUAUAGCCAAGGUU